AUGAACGUCAUCGUCGUCGUCGUCGUCCUUCUCACCUGCUGCGUUCUUUGCCCAUUUGCGAUAGAGUCGGGCUCAAGGCUCGAGGACGCCGAGAGAUUCAGAAAAGAAGCAGAGAGGAUGAGGCUGCAGGGAGAGAGCGAGAGAGCUCUCAAGAUGUUCCAGGAGACUCUCCGUCUUGACUCAACGAAUAGUAAGGCCUACUGGGGGAUAGGAAGAAUCUUGCUCGAGCAUGAGCGUGUUGAGGAAGCUUUGCCCAUGUUCAGAGAAGCAGUCACAACAGCCGAGGAGGAGAAGAGGAGGGACAAGGAAAGCACGAGGGUCACGGAUGUUGCUCUUGCGGUCAUGUACCAGGACCUUGGGGUCUGUCUUGGAGAGAACUUUCGCUUCAAGGAGCAGAUGAAGGCUUUCGAACGCUCGCUGUCCAUCCGAUACAGCGAGAGGACGUACACCAACCUCCAGAGGGUUCGGCAGUUCAUGUGCGAAUGGAGGGACUGGGACAAUAACAUGCAGGAGCUCGAGCGACUGGCCAACAGGAGCUUGCACUGGCUGCCCGGAUGGCAAGGGAGCAACGCCAAUACCAUCCAGCAGAGCUACCUUCUAGUUCCUCCCCAGCAUGCUCUCUACUACCCGAUGAGCCCGAUCACGACGCUGGCAAGCGCUCGAUUCUGUGCCCUCCUUACAGAGAGGGAGGCACGAAAAUUGCAGUUGAAACCGUUCCGGCACCCGCAGACCUCUUGGCGUCCCAAGGAGGGAGUGAGAGGCUACCUCUCUUCUCAGUUUGCAGCCAAUUCCUUCGGAUGGACGAUGGAGCACGUCUUCUCUUUCCAUGAUAGGACCCGAUUCCACGUGAUCGCCUUCUCGCUCUCCUCCUCCGAUGACCCCACAAGGCGGAGCAUGGUGGAGGAGGUCGAAGACUUCAAGGAUGUGAACGGCAUCGAUCCGGCCGGCAUCGCGUCAGCGAUCAACGAGCUUCAAGUUCAUGUCCUCCUCGAUGUAGACGGGUACCGCGACGUUCGCGUCACCACAGGGGUGGCAGACAACAUGCAGGUCCUGGCUUUGCGUCCUGCUCCCAUCGUCGUGAACUGGCUGGGCCCCUGCUCAUCUAGCGGAGCUGACUUCGUCGACUUCCUGCUAUCAGACCGUCUGUCGUCGCCCCCUGACUUUCAGUCUCACUUCACAGAGUCCUUUGCCCUCCUCCCCCUCUCCUUCUCCGUCUCCUCCCUUGCCCAGUCCUACUCCAACCUCACACGGAUCUUCUCCUCUGCCCUACUGUCUGGGUACCCUGUCCUCCUUCCUCGCUCUUCCCUUCCUCCUGAUUUGAAGACCAGGGACAGCAAGCCCACAGACUUGCAGACAGCGCUGAAGCGACAUGGAGUGAGGCGAGAAGAGCAUGGCGUGCCGGCAGAAGGGCUCGUGCUCGCAGACUUCAACAAGUCGUUCAAGCUCUCUCCUGACAUGUUCACUACCUGGCUGAGCCUCCUCGUCGCCUUGCCCGGUAGCGUCCUUGUGCUAGGGGAGGCCGAGGAGGCGGCAAAGAAGAAUAUCCGCAAGGAAGCGAGGGAGGCUGGCGUGGACCCCGGCAGGAUCUCCUUCCCCGACCCUCACGUGACGCACGGGGAGCACGUGACCAGAAGGCUGCCCAUGGUUCUCUCGCUCUGA
Molecule: messenger RNA, 1659 nt
Organism: Guillardia theta CCMP2712
Lineage: Eukaryota; Cryptophyceae; Pyrenomonadales; Geminigeraceae
Exons: 8
Coding region: 1-1659 (552 amino acids)
Biological process (GO): protein O-linked glycosylation
Molecular function (GO): protein N-acetylglucosaminyltransferase activity; protein binding
Source: RefSeq, a predicted model, not a curated record